AUGAAAGGGUUAAGACCUGUGAAUUUUUCUCUUAACAGAAGAGUUAGUAAUAUUGUAGUUCUUGCUUUAAUAUUUUCUUUUAUAUAUGUAAUGAUAAAUCGCGAAAAAGUGGAGCAUGAAAACUUCAAUAAUUUUAAGAAAUUCCAUUUUGAUUUAUAUGGUGUAGGAGAAUGUAAGAAAUAUCCUAUGGAGUUGGUGUAUGAUAGAAAAGAUUGGCACGAUUAUGAAUUUAUGAAAAAGGAAGCUCAAAGAACAGGUCUCGGUGAACAAGGUGCAGCAGUUGUCUUAACUGAUCCAAAUGAAAUUGAAAAGAACAAGCAAUUAAGGAAGCAAGAAGGCUUCAGUGCAUUAAUAAGUGAUAUGAUUGCAUUGAAUCGCUCGGUUCCUGAUACGAGACCAAAAUCCUGUAUGAUGAAACAAUAUUUAAAGAGACUUCCAACUGCAUCCGUCAUCAUUAUUUUUCAUAACGAAUAUCCAAGCAUUGUGUUACGUACAGUUUUUUCAGUUUAUGACCGAUCACCUCGAGAACUUUUAAAGGAAAUUAUUUUGGUUGACGACAGCAGCACAAGACCAGAACUCAAAGAAGAUUUUGAAAAUCACUUAAGGGAAAAUUUUGAUGAUCGUGUUAAGCUUGUUCGGCUUGAAGGACGUAAAGGAUUAAUAGUUACACGUAUGGAAGGAUUUAAACGUGCGACUAGUGAAGUUGUAAUUUUUCUUGAUGCCCAUAUGGAAGUUAAUACGAACUGGCUGCCACCACUUCUAGAGCCAAUUGCAAUUUCACCUACAACCUGUACAUUACCUACAAUUGAUACUGUUAGUAGAGAAGAUCUUAAUUAUCACGGCGGUCGACCAUUUCGAGAUCUCGGCAUGUAUGAUGAAGGGUUAGAGAUUUGGAAUGGAGAGCAAAUAGAACUAUCAUUGAAACUUCAUUUAUGUGGUGGAAAUUUAGUUCAGGUUCCUUGUUCGAGAGUCAGUCACUUCUUCAAAACUAUUACAAAAAGUCACAAAUUAGCUGGAGCUGACCCUACCGCUCGUAAUUUCAAGAGAGUUGCAGAAGUUUGGCUAGACGAUUACAAACAAAUCAUGUAUGAUGCUAAUCCCGAAAGAUUCAACGUUGAUCCUGGUGAUUUAACAAAGCAAAAAUAUGUUAGAGAGAAACUAAGAUGCAAACCAUUUCAAUAUUUUUUGGAAGAAAUUUGUCCAGAGAUGUACACACAAUUUUUCUUUCAACGUGAUUAUCCAGGAUUUUUUGCUUUUGGAGCAAUAAGAAGUAAUGAACAUCCUGAUUUAUGCAUGGAAUAUGGGGACGGUAAAGUGAAAUUAUUGAAAUGUGCGAGCGAUGAUCUUCAAAAGCCAAACAAUAGGAACCAACAUUUCACAUUCACAUGGCAUAAAAAGCUGAGAUUAUGGUAUGAUUGA
Messenger RNA from Clunio marinus, 1419 nucleotides. Lineage: Eukaryota; Metazoa; Arthropoda; Insecta; Diptera; Chironomidae. The record is from the annotation of a GenBank genome assembly.